Molecule: messenger RNA, 2714 nt
Organism: Magallana angulata
Lineage: Eukaryota; Metazoa; Mollusca; Bivalvia; Ostreida; Ostreidae
Product: DNA-binding protein RFX6-like
Exons: 19
Coding region: 218-2665 (815 amino acids)
Biological process (GO): regulation of transcription by RNA polymerase II
Molecular function (GO): DNA-binding transcription factor activity, RNA polymerase II-specific; RNA polymerase II cis-regulatory region sequence-specific DNA binding
Source: RefSeq, a predicted model, not a curated record
CAUCCGGUGUUAUAGUCGUGAACAUAUUCUUGACAUAUUAAAGCGUCACUGUUUAGAUAGACGUUAGCACAUCGUAAAUCUCUGUUUGAUUUUUAGAUUUUUAAGUUUUUCGUAGUCGGAGUGCAAAUAUUUCAGGACUGGAGUUUUGCAAUUGAAAAUAAUAAGUAUCCACUUUAUUUGAUAUGAACUUCUACGUGUUGUUACUACUUCUCGACUGAUGGAGCCUGUUAAUGUACAGUUAGCUCCCCUGAUGCCGGAUGGCCUUUACGACAUGCAUGGUGGUUAUAACUACACCCCUUCCCUCUGGGGUCAUAGGGAGGACAGGACAUUCAGUGCUUUGCAGCCUGACCCCCCGUCCAGUAGAGCUGAGAAUUCAACAAGGGGUGAUAUCAAAAAACAACCCUCUGAAAACAUUGGAUCCAGUUCCGAAAACACAGAAACGAAGAAGGACCAGAAUGAAAAUACAAAGUCAGAUAGCACACAAAAACAGUCCCAGGUUGCUUGCACACUAAAAUGGUUGUCGGAGAACUACGAGAGAGCAGAAGGGGUGUGUCUCCCCAGGUGUGUCCUGUAUACACAUUACCUGGACUUCUGCAAGAAGAUGAAAUACACACCGGCAGGCGCAGCCACCUUUGGAAAGAUCAUCCGACAAAAGUUUUCGAAGAUAACCACGAGACGACUAGGGACAAGAGGACAAUCCAAGUACCAUUACUAUGGCAUUGGCAUUAAGGAGACCUCGAUCUACUAUCAUUCCGUAUACUCAGGGAAAGGAUUAACGAGAUUUUCCGGAAUCAAGAUAAAGACAGAGGGAUCGAACAGAAAAUUUUCCCUCAGUUCGAAGACCGGUACCUUACUGCCAGAAUUUCCAAACGCCGAAAACCUAAUAUUACCAGAAAAUGUCGAUAGAGACAAGAUGCAGACAUUCAUUAUGAUGUACCGAACACACUGUCAGCGAAUACUGGAUACAGUGAUUAGCGCGAACUUCGAAGAGGUUCAAAACUUUCUGCUACAUUUCUGGCAAGGAAUGCCCGAGCACCUGACCAGUCUGCUGAGUCUGGACAUGGUGGCCGACAUUGUGGGACUCUGUGACUCCAUUCUUUAUAAGGUUGUGGUAGAUGUAUUAAUACCAUCCACCAUUCAGGACCUCCCAGACAGUUUAGGGUCAGAAAUCAAACUUUUUAUUCGGAGAUUGACCCAUUGGUUAACUAGCUCUCUGGAAGAUGUGCCAAAUAAACUACGAGACAAAAAGAUAGAAGUUGCUAAACAUUUCACUCACAGUAUAAAACGGCAAAUGUCCUUUGUACAUUUAGCACAAACAGCCAGAAGUGUGCUUCAUAACCAGGAAUCUCUGAAUGGUAUGAUAGAAGAUGUGUCAAACAUUGAUCUGACUGAGAUCUGUUGUCAGGCAGGGUUCACGACCCCGAAAUCGACCAAUAGUCUUACAGAAAUCAUCAAUGACUGUUUUGAUGAAUUCCAAAAUUUGCUAACCAAGCAGGCACCUAUUGAAGGUUAUACGGAGUGGCUUGAUAAUAUCAUUGAUAAAUGUGUUUUGCAGCCAUUAAAGGACCAUGACAAAUCCUUCAAAGAAACUGCCUCCAAGUUCAUUCUACACUGGGAGAUAAUAGGGUCCCUCUUCAUGAGAGACCUCACCCUACACAAUGCAAGCAGUUUUGGAGCAUUCCAUUUGAUUCACAUGAUGUUUGACGAGUACGUCUUUCUGGUGAUGGAGACGCAACAUGACCAGGUUACAGAUAAAACACUACAGAAGGCGGUGCAGAAGUACAUGAAAUGUGCAGAGGAGAUUAAGACCCAAGCUAAAGUGCGAGUGCCCUCAUCCAAGCAUUUAGUGUCUCCAAAAGGUCGGAAAAGGAAGAUAGAGGAAGAAGUCUUUGAUAGCAAUGAUGAGGGGGACAAUACGGGUGGGAUGGACGAGAACCGACCGGGUGCGGCCGAUUCCUACUCGGCCAUGAACGGUACCGCCUUCAGUCGACCGGCUCCGUCCAUACAUAGAGAUCCUUGUAAUCUGACAUUUCCCGAGGAAAACUGUCGCUCAGGAAUAAGCCAUUCUACCUUGCCAUUAUCCCCACUCAAACACUACUCUACCAUUAACGGAAGUGCCUACGACCGUCCCACGUACAUAUCUCAGUACGGUUUGAAUUCCUAUGGUGAUAUCAUGAACACCAAUAACAGUUUCACUACUCCUCGUGUGCAGCCUUACGGCGAAAGUCAUAUCAACACUUUCACGGCAGUGCCUUUUACUGGAAGUGUUCCCCAGGCAACGACGUCGUACUGGGCAGAUAGUAGAACGCACCCGACAUUUCACGAGACUUACAAUCCGUACGGUUAUAACAAGUUCCAUUCUUCAUAUGAUACUUACAACAAAAGCUCAUUUCUGAGAGGAUCAACUUACCAAGACUCUAUAAAUAGAUCUGCAUUUGAAAAUUCUAGAAACUAUUACAGAAGCUCUCAUGAUAAUUUCCAAGUAGGCAGUCAUAUUUCUAUUGGAGGUUUGAAUGGAACGUACAUGGAUAUUGCGCAGCCGCAGUCCCAAUAUCCGCCGCGUCAGGAUUCUGCCGUGUUCUUUCAAGAUGACCUUUAUGCAAAUUCAAUGCCUCCAUCAUUUUCAACCAUAGGCAAACCAUACUUUGCAGCCGCAUUCCGAUGAAAUUACAUAACUUUAUAAUAAUUGAAAUAAAUAAAAAAUUAACAAAUUA